Colletotrichum scovillei is the source of this 1965-nucleotide messenger RNA. RefSeq lists its product as uncharacterized. The transcript has a single exon. Gene Ontology annotation, biological process: rRNA base methylation. The coding region runs from base 259 to 1461 and encodes 400 amino acids. The record is from RefSeq and is a predicted model, not a curated record. Gene Ontology annotation, cellular component: cytoplasm. Gene Ontology annotation, molecular function: rRNA (uridine-N3-)-methyltransferase activity. NCBI's taxonomy places the organism in Eukaryota, Fungi, Ascomycota, Sordariomycetes, Glomerellales, Glomerellaceae.
GUACAACCAGAGCGUGGGGUACAUACCUUACACACCCUUCCCACCCCCCCGGCGCCGACACGGGUAGCAACAGCACCGCCGCCGACCACCACAUCCCACUUUGCACCGCGAUACACGCCGUACGCCGGACGUCACCUCGGAAAACCUAACCCAGUUCACGAACACCAGAACGGCCCGGACCGUGAACCAGGCUACCCAUUGCGCCGCAUACCUCCUCUGCCGAGCCACCAGCCUUUCUACCACAACCCCUCGUCCAUCAUGGCCAAGAAGCGGAAGCUCGGGUCGAUAAACCACAAGAGCCACUUCGUGGACACGGUGAAGAAGAAGACGGGCGGCGCACCGCAGAACAACAAUGGCAAGAACAACAACAAGAAGAAGAACCCAAAGAGCGCCCAAGCCCUCGAAAGCGACGCCAAGAAGAAGAAGGCGCAACAGCAGUACCACCAGAACCAGGAGCCCGUGAUACCGUUCUCCAAGGAAGACGCCAUCCUGCUGAUCGGUGAGGGCGACCUCAGCUUCGCAGCGAGUCUUGCAACACACCAUGGCUGCCGUAACCUAACUGCGACGGUCCUCGAGAAGAACGAGCGGGAGCUACUGGAGAAGUACCCCCAGGCCGCGGAGAACAUUGCGCAGAUCAACGGGACCGCCACUACCACAAAAUCUACCAAGUCAAAAGCAGCAAAGAGCGAGGGCGAGGGCGAUGCCGAGGACGACGAGAACGACAGCAAGGAACCCACCGAGGCCGAGUCACCAGAAGCAGAAGAGGAAGAGGAGGAGGAGGAGGAGGAGGAGGAGGAAAUCGACGAAGACGACGACGAGAAGUACAAACCUCCCGUCCAGAACAACAACAGGGUCCUCUACAACAUCGACGCCCGCUCCAUGAAACCCUUCACCCGCAAAUCCGCCCCGAACCACCGCGGCUUCCACAUGUCGGCCCCGACAAAGACGGGCAUCUUCAACCGCAUCCUCUUCAACUUCCCCCAUGUCGGCGGCAAGUCCACCGACCGCAACCGCCAAGUCCGCUACAACCAGGAGCUCCUCGUCGCCUUCUUCACCUCGGCCCUCCCCAGCCUGGCGCCCAAGGGCACCAUCGUCGUGACCCUGUUCGAGGGCGACCCCUACACGCUGUGGAACGUCAAGGACCUCGGCCGCCACGCGGGCUUACAGGCGCUGGAGAGCUUCAAGUUCCAUUCCCGCGCGUACCCGGGCUACAAGCACGCGCGGACGGCGGGUGUGAUACGGGAGAAGAAGACGGGGGAGGCGAGCGGGGCGGCGUGGAAGGGGGAGGAGAGGGCGGCGCGGAGUUUUGUGUUCAUGCGCAAGGACGAAGCGCCCGAGGUGCAGCCUUCCCAGAAGAAGAAGAGGAAGCGCGGCGGGGAGGAGAGUGAUAGUGAGGAUGAGGUUUCUGAGGUGGAGAUGGAGGAGCCCUUUGAUGAAACGGGGGGAUGGGUUGGGCAGUAAUCGGCUAAGAGUGGAAGAUGAGAGGAGGAACUGACUACCUCGUGUCUGACAGUAGAGAGAGACCGAGGAAGAAUCGCUUCAUGCGUGAUGAAAGUGCAGAAGGAAGGCAUGAACAGCGCCUGAAGUGUAUAUGGCCUAGCGGAAGAAGCUGAGUGCCUGAGAUCGGCAGAGAGCGAGAGUUCCAAUUUGAUGGCCAUACAUAGGGCCUCAGGCAACUCAUCAUUUGGAGAUUCGCGCUUCUUUCUCACCCACCCCGACCCCCUUGGAUUCUCAGCACGGUGAGGAUUUAAACCCCUUGGGUAGAGGAGCAAAAGCCCAAGUCCAGAAGGAGAGGAUCUAUGGUAUCGGGUCUACUACAUCGCCCAUUGGCAUCUCGCAUUUGGCAUAUAUGGCGCGGCGUUCAUCAUGGGAUGGUCAAGUCGGUCUUCGAGAAUAGGGGGGGGAAAGCUAUCUGGUUUAUAAAAGCAAAAUGGAAGCCUCAAGGCAAUCUGAAUUCAAAAGGAG